AACCCGCCGGCUCGCUGCUUGCCCCCUCGUCACCACACACCUAUAAUUCCGAUACCAUCCCUGCCCCCUCUCACCCCCAGAAGCCAAGAUGGCAGACAGCGGCGGGGCGCCAUCCCGCGUGGCGAUCAAGUUCGGCACCCCCAAGGGAAGCGAGAGCAAGAAGCACAGCAGCCGAACGAAGCCCACGUCGCUCGGGAAGCGACACAGGGCACACGCCCUCAACGACGACUCCGAAUCGGACGCGGAAGAGGCGCAUCCCGCCGUCCGGCACGAGACCAUCACAGGCUACGGCCCAGGCGGCGCAAGCCUCGACGAUCGCCGCUCCCCUCGCCACCGGCGCCGCCGCUCCGAUUCCCCUGAUGGCGGGAGGCGCGCGGGGCGAGACUCCAGGUCAGGCAGGAGAGGCUAUAGGGACGAGCGCGCGGCAGCGGCGGAACGGAACGGGUCGCUGAAGGAGGUAGACCCCGCAGACAAGGACAAGGCCGUCAAGUGGGGCCUGACCAUCAACAGCAAGCCGCGCCAAAGGGAUGAGGAGCGCUCCGCUCGUGAGCGGGAUGGCGGAGACCAGGUGGCCGGCGACGAGAAAAGGGGGGGCGAGAAGGCGCCCAAGACGGCGGAUGAGGAGGCCAUGGAGGCGCUGACGAUGGAUCCCGCCGAGCGGAAGAGGCUGAAUUACAAGAACAUUUCGUCUGGCGACCUUGAUCGGGAUCCGCUCCCAGAGGACUACAAGUCGAUCCCCGUCGAGGAUUUCGGAGCCACGCUUCUCAGGGGGUUCGGCUGGGACGGGAAGAUGAGAGGGAAAAUCAAGGAGGUCGCCAAGCACGGCAAUCUUACGGGACUCGGCGCAAAGAACCUAAGAGAGGCCGAGGAUCUGGGUGCUUGGUCUCAGAAGAGCACCAAGGAUAGUAACGGCAAGUCGCGGCCAGCGCGGGCCCCACGACUUGACGAUUACAGACGGGAAGAGGAAAAGAAACGUCAACGCCGGCAGGACAGGCAUGGCGAUAGCUACAGGCAUGAAAAGGAGCGGGAGAGGGAGCGAGGGGCAGACAGGCGAUAGGACUUGUGUGUGAAACAAAAUUGUGGUAACUACAUCUACUUGACCCAUCGAGCCCGGAAUCCACCAGGCUAACUAACUUUCACCGUCCCAAGUCCUGUCGAGUUCGGAUUGUGCUUGAUCCAUCCUGAGUUGAGCUCGGAUUUCUCGACCCAUAAACCCCUGGAACGGU
Phialemonium atrogriseum is the source of this 1226-nucleotide messenger RNA. RefSeq lists its product as uncharacterized. Lineage: Eukaryota; Fungi; Ascomycota; Sordariomycetes; Cephalothecales; Cephalothecaceae. Bases 89 to 1057 code for a protein of 322 amino acids. The record is from RefSeq and is a predicted model, not a curated record. The transcript has a single exon.